Brassica oleracea var. oleracea is the source of this 357-nucleotide messenger RNA. RefSeq names its product auxin-induced protein 15A-like. Gene Ontology annotation, biological process: response to auxin. Lineage: Eukaryota; Viridiplantae; Streptophyta; Magnoliopsida; Brassicales; Brassicaceae. The record is from RefSeq and is a predicted model, not a curated record. The transcript has a single exon. Bases 1 to 357 code for a protein of 118 amino acids.
AUGAAGAGCAAAUCCAUAGUCAUACCUUGUACUUCGUCUUUCUGUGAGAGUUGUUGCGAGAAGGUUGCUUGGGGGUUCAAGAAGGAAAAUGAAGCCAUACCUAAAGAUGUUCCAAGAGGACAUUUGGUAGUGUAUGUGGGUGAUGAUCACAAGAGGUUUGUGAUAAAGAUGAGUUUGCUUAAACAUCCAAUCUUCAAGGCAUUGCUUGAUCAAGCUCAAGAUGCUUAUGAUUUCAGUUCUGACUCAUCAAGAUUAUGGAUUCCAUGCGAUGAAAACACUUUCCUCGAUGUCGUCCGUUGCAGUGGCGCUCCUCAGCAUCAAAGGAAGUGCAUUGGCAUGUACUAUAUUCUAAAAUAA